Molecule: messenger RNA, 1390 nt
Organism: Penicillium verrucosum
Lineage: Eukaryota; Fungi; Ascomycota; Eurotiomycetes; Eurotiales; Aspergillaceae
Exons: 2
Coding region: 77-1390 (437 amino acids)
Source: RefSeq, a predicted model, not a curated record
CCUACUUUCAUCCCACCUCCUUGGCGGUCGCUGUAAGAACAGAAGCUGUUGAACUUUCUGUUCACUACGGCCCAUCAUGCUCGGGCUAAGUGACGGAAGUUUAAGGUCCUCCAGGAUGCUAGCUUUUGUCCUGGCUGCGAUUUUGCUGAAUAGCCCAGCUCCAGUGGUUUUCGGAUUGAAAACCACGCCGGGUUCACCCUGUACAGAUGUGUGCGGUACAACGGCCAACACUACAUCUUCCGAGAUUGCGUGUUUGGAUCAAUCGUACAAUCAAUCAUCAGUAGGGAAAAGUUUCCAAAAAUGCAUCUCUUGCCAGUUGGACAGCAAGUUCAACGAUGCGAACACUGGAGAAUCGGAUGUGAACUGGGGACUGUAUAAUCUGCGCUACGCCUUUUCGACCUGUGUGUUUGGAUCUCCAGACUCGAUCUCAAAUACCUCGUCUCCCUGUCCAGUCGCAUGCGAUGGUGUGCGCUUAGCAGUCGAAACCAACAUUGAAGACCCAGAUACAUCGAACCUGAAUUCGUGGUGUGACACUCCGUCUUUCGCAGAUAACGUUGUCAAUACCUGCGAGUUCUGCUACAACUUGACAACCACCCAGGUGUACAUGGCAAACUGUACGUAUGCCCUGCAGCCCUUCCUGUACCAAUAUGAUAUCAGCAAAUCCAAAGAAACCACAACUAACCAUUAUCCGAAUCCAGUUCUCGAGUCCAUCCGCUACAAUUGCCACUUCAAGACAGCAACGGGCAAGGCAUUCGAAAUAGCCCCAACAAGAAUCUUCACUCAAUCCCUCCUCCCCUCAAGUCUCUCUCUCACAACGCCCGUUUCCAAAGUCUCAAAACUAGAUCUGGGAGUGGUGAUCGCCGUGCCAAUCGUAGGAUUUUUAAUCCUCGUCGUGUCACUCGCGUUGUGUUGCUUCUUCUUCAUCCGGCACCGACGCAAGAAGACCCGUCGGAACCGCCACACGGUUAACCCGUACAACCACUGGAACGGUGCAUCGCCGAUCAGCCCACAGCAGCAGCAGCAAGCCUGGGCCGAGCAACAGAUGUAUAACUCUGGCGGGUAUGGGCACGGGUCUGGUUUUGGCUUCGUUGAUAAUGACGGCCGUGGACAAGAGCUUGCAUAUGGCCACCAGGACCAACAUUAUCAAAACCAACAGUACCAGCAGCACUUCCAGGGGCAGGAUAAGUCGGGUUUUUCACAGGAUAUUAUUGAAGAGUCUCCUCAGCAGCAGUACCAGCAGCAACAGUAUACUCAACAACAGUAUCAGCAGCAGCAUGGUCAAAUCCCUGCUCAAAUAUUUGAGCCGGAUCAAAAGGGUCAACAUGGUCAGGUACCUGUUCACCCUCAGACCUUUGAUCCAGAUCAAAAGAACCCUCAGCAGUGGCAAUGA